Linum trigynum is the source of this 2766-nucleotide messenger RNA. Lineage: Eukaryota; Viridiplantae; Streptophyta; Magnoliopsida; Malpighiales; Linaceae. The record is from the annotation of a GenBank genome assembly.
AUGGCGUCCAAGGCGUGCAUGAAUGCAUUAUGCGGCGCAUCCACGUCGAGCCAUUGGAGAAAAGGUUGGGGGCUGCGAUCUGGUGAAUUCGCCAAUCUCUGCGAUAAGUGCGGGUUGGCAUACGAGCAGACAAUCUUUUGUGAAGUAUUUCAUGCUAAGGAUUCUGGCUGGAGGGAAUGCACUUCAUGUGGCAAGCGUCUCCACUGUGGGUGUGUUGCUUCCAGGCUUCUGCUUGAGCUCCUAGAUGGGGGUGGCAUUAACUGCAUAAACUGUUCUAGAGCUUCAGGAGUGAAUCAUGUUGGGGCUGACAAAAGACCUAAUGGGUUUUCCAAAUCAAGAAUUGAUGACAUUGGGGAACUACAAUCUCUCUCAGCUGAGAAUGGGGUGGACGUUGAAAGAAAGCUCUUGCACUUAGGCAGUAACACUGAAAGUAUUGGCGCAAGACAUUUGCUUCAGUUGCACGGCGAGGACACCAAUGGUUCUUAUAGACAAAUGAAACCGGAAGCUCUUGUCCCUCAUAUGGGUGAAAUGGGAAGCACAAGCUUCUCACAUUUUAACCAAGCAUCCAACGCAUUUUCUCAAGCUAGCAAUGCAGAGAUUGGUAAAGCAAGCAUUGGGGCAAAGGAUUUGUAUGAGUCACUAACACAUACAAACUUGAGUAUUGCACUUGGUUCUCCAAUGGGGAAUCCAAAUCCCUUUGCAACUGUUGUUGAUGAAAGGUCUCAAAGUAAGACACCUCCACUUCAGGCGUCAAGGUCUCGCCAUCUAUUACCCAAGCCUCCGAAGUCAAAUCUUGUUACAGGUUUGGAGCCGAAUGCUAUGUCUUCACCAAUACGUGUUGCUCGACCACCUGCUGAAGGACGGGGAAGAAAUCAGUUGCUACCUCGUUAUUGGCCUAGGAUCACUGACCAAGAACUUCAGCAAAUCUCCAUGGAUUCGAAUUCCACCAUCGUUCCUCUGUUUGAAAAGGUUCUCAGUGCAAGUGAUGCUGGUCGUAUAGGCCGUUUAGUUCUCCCUAAGGCUUGUGCUGAAGCAUAUUUUCCACCUAUCUCUCAACCAGAGGGCAUUCCGCUUAGGAUUCAAGAUGUGAAGGGGAAAGAGUGGGUGUUUCAGUUCAGAUUUUGGCCGAAUAAUAAUAGCAGGAUGUAUGUUUUGGAAGGUGUAACCCCUUGCAUACAGUCCAUGCAGUUGCAAGCUGGAGAUACCGUAACAUUCAGCCGCAUGGAUCCAGAGGGGAAACUUGUUAUGGGAUUUAGGAAAGCAUCAAAUUCAAUCGCAAUGCAGGACAUUCAACCAUCUGCCAUUCCUAAUGGUGUUCAUUCAAGUGAAAGUUGCUUUUCCGGUGUUUAUGAGAACCUACGUGUAACAAGUGGUUACUGUGGCAUUCUUCAGUCUCUGAAGGGAAGCAAUGAUGCGCACUUAAGUGCACUGUCAAAACAUUUGCAGUCAACUAGUGGUGAUAUUAGUUGGCAUAAAUCUGAGAAGCUGGAGGACAGGACUCAGGAAGGGUUGAUGCUGCCAUCAAUACUGAUCCCCGAGAGAAAAAGAGCAAGGAAUCUUGGAUCCAAAAGUAAAAGGCUACUUAUGGACAACCAAGAUGCUUUGGAGCUGAAGCUCACCUGGGAAGAAGCCCAAGAUUUGCUCCGCCCACCGCCAACUGCUAAACCAAACAUUGUCACUAUUGAGGAUCAUGAUUUUGAAGAAUAUGAAGAGCCUCCUGUUUUCGGGAAGAGAAGUAUAUUUGUUGCCCGCUCAACCGGAAUACAAGAGCAAUGGGCUCAGUGUGAUAGCUGUUUCAAGUGGAGAAAGUUGCCAGUUGAUGUGCUUCUUCCACCGAAGUGGACAUGCAGAGAAAACGAUUGGGAUCAAAGCAGGUCUUCGUGUUCUGCUCCAGAUGAAUUAUCCCCAAGGGAAUUAGAAAAUCUACUCACAAAUAAUAAGGAUUUCAAGAAACGGAGACUGUCAAGCAGCCAGGGAGGGGCGCAGGAACCUGAGUCUUCUGGGCUUGACGCUCUGGCCAAUGCUGCAAUCCUGGGAGACAUUGGUGGUGAGCAAGGCACGGCUACAGUUGCAACAACAACCAAGCACCCCCGGCAUCGCCCGGGCUGCUCUUGCAUCGUUUGCAUCCAGCCCCCUAGCGGGAAAGGCAAGCACAAGCCCACUUGCACAUGCAACGUAUGCAUGACAGUCAAACGUCGAUUCAAGACCCUAAUGAUGCGAAAGAAGAAGCGCCAAUCCGAACGCGAAGCAGAGAUGGCUCAGCGAAAUCAGUUGCAGCAGCAGUGGGGUUUGCACAAAGAUGAGGCAGAGGCAGAAAGCAGCUCCAAGGCCGCUUCUACUUCACAGAUGGAUCAUCAACAUUCAGAGAAUGUAGCGGCGAGAAUGGCGAUUGAGUUGACUCAAAACAAGUUGGCUGAGAAACUGCCGGCAGUUGAGAAUGGAAAGGGACAGAUAGACUUGAACUGCCAUCCUGAACGCGAAGAAGAUUCCCAACAACCGACAAUGCUGAACCUCAUUCAAGUAGCGACCCUUCCAUUGGAAUCCUAUCUGAAGCAGAAUGGAUUGGCGAGCUUGGCGACUGAGCAAGAAGGAAGUUCGACGUCUCAUGUGCCGGCUGCUCCAGGUGGCAGCGGCGACAGUGAAGAGCAACAAAUUCCAGAGGAGGAUCGCCAGCUGGAUUCAGCUGCUCAUGAGCAAGAGGCCGAGGGAGAAGUAAACAACCACCAACCUGAUGGCACAGAAGAUAACCAGAAAGAGCCUGCUUGA